This is a messenger RNA of Chanos chanos (milkfish), 1580 nucleotides long. Its product is annotated as ubiquitin-conjugating enzyme E2 Q2. Lineage: Eukaryota; Metazoa; Chordata; Actinopteri; Gonorynchiformes; Chanidae. The record is from RefSeq and is a predicted model, not a curated record. The coding region runs from base 392 to 1531 and encodes 379 amino acids. The transcript is spliced from 13 exons.
AGCACCGGGCAUCUAUCGAGAAAUAGUGUCUGAAAUUGAAGUCCAAUUCUGUGAUCUUUUUGUUUGAAAAACGAGCAAUCAAAUAAGCGACCAAGGAGAGAGAGGCUCAGACGAUAGUUUUUGCUGUAUCGAACAUUUUAAAACUGUUCACUGGACCGCUGACAUUAACAAUACAUAGGCGGAAAAAACAACAGACGACCAGAAGCCAAGGCGUUGCUAUUAGCUAACUUAGCUAGCUCACAUGCUAGCCUCGCGGAAUAUUUCAGGGAAAAAUAUUGUUUUAAAACCUCUUUGUUGACGUUUGAACUUCUUGUCUUGGACUUGACUGCGUGGCUGCAGUAGGUCCCGACUUCUCCCCUCCCCUGCGGCCCCGCCGGGAGAUGAGUGGAAGAUGUCGGUUUCGGGACUGAAGGCCGAAUUGAAGUUUCUGGAGUCAAUUUUUGACCCGAACCACGAACGCUUCAGAAUUAUUGACUGGAAGCCAGAUGAACUAAGCUGCCAAUUCAAUGUGACAGGAGAGAAGCUGCUAAUUAUCCAUUGUAAUAUCACGGAAUCUUACCCCUCGACUCCUCCGAUAUGGUUUGUGGACUCCGAUGACCCCAGCCUGGCACAAGUGUUGGAGCGCCUGGAGGAUGUGAGGAAAGGCAGCACGCUGCUCCUGCAGCAGCUGAAGAGACUGAUCUGUGAUCUUUGCCGGCUCUAUAACCUGCCUCAGCACCCUGACGUCGAGAUGCUGGACCAGCCCGUCCCUACUGGACCUGUGAGUCAGGACCGCAAGCAUGGUACCACAGAUGAAGUCACGUCUGAGGAAGAGGAGGAAGAAGAGAUGGGAGAGGACAUUGAGGAUUUGGAUCACUAUGAGAUGAAGGAAGAGGAGCCUGUGGACGGGAAGAAGUCUGAGGAUGACGGUAUCGAGAAGGAGAACCUGGCCAUCCUGGAAAAGAUCCGCAAGAACCAGAGACAGGACCACUUGAACGUAAGUGCUCGUUCGGGUGCUGUGUCUGGGUCAGUACAGGCCUCUGAUCGCCUGAUGAAAGAGCUCAGGGAGAUCUACCGUUCUCAGAGUUACAAAACAGGCAUCUAUUCGGUGGAGCUUGUGAAUGACAGCCUGUAUGAGUGGCAUGUGAAGCUGAGAACGGUAGAUCCUGACAGUCCACUACACAGUGACCUGCAGGUCCUAAAGGAGAAAGAAGGCAUGGACUAUAUCUUACUCAAUUUCUCUUACAAAGACAACUUCCCCUUUGAUCCACCGUUUGUGCGGGUAGUUUCACCUGUGCUGUCUGGAGGUUAUGUCCUUGGCGGCGGAGCCUUGUGUAUGGAACUCCUCACUAAGCAGGGCUGGAGCAGUGCCUAUUCCAUUGAGUCUGUCAUCAUGCAGAUAAACGCCACUUUAGUCAAAGGAAAAGCCAGAGUGCAGUUCGGAGCCAAUAAGAACCAGUACAAUCUUGCCAGAGCACAACAGUCUUAUAAAUCACUGGUGCAGAUUCAUGAAAAAAAUGGCUGGUACACACCCCCUAAAGAAGACGGGUAGGAGAGGAGACCGUACGUCCACAGUAGGACAGACUGUCGUGAGAUUGAUC